AUGACGUGGCUGGGAUAUGCAUUGCUGGUGGUGCUGUCCCUGCCUGCCUGCUACAGCCAAGGAACUGAGUUUGGCGUAUUUCUUGGGGAAGGACCAAGCAGCAUUUGUUACGACAGCUCCACGCCGCCAUAUUUGAAAUCUUUCUCGUUCUGCACGUUCAUCAAAAUCAUCGUCCCGACGGCCAACUCGGAGGUGCUGCGAUACUCGCCGCCAGAGGGCACCGUAUUCACGUUCGGCACCUCCUACUUCGGAGUGUGGGUGAUGAUCCAAAGCAGGCGUCAGGCGCGUGAUGGUUCCAACUUCACCAGCAACGACCUGCACUCUUUUGAAGUGUCGCUACCCACCAAUAAAUGGCGCGGCCUCUGCAUCACCUUCGACAUCCUCAACGGAGAGUCUCGCUGCUUCAUCGACGGCAAAGAAGAAAAAGUGUCUUCAGUAAAAACUCAAAAAAUAAUCGAGACCAAAAUUGAAGAGCGCAAGAAACGAGACGUGCAUGGACUUGGUUUUAAUUAUUUGGCGCAGGGUGAACAUAAUUCAUCAUCUGGAGCACCGAUAGGCCGGGUAAAGCGGCAAGCUAAAAAGCCAAUAUGCGCAGGAUCUGCAGAAUUCGUCGGGGAACUUGCCAGUUUUCAGUUAUGGAACAACGCCCUGCUCGACACCGACGCCAUGCGCAAGUCCAACUGCAACCGAGCAAAGCUUGCCAGCGCUGGAAAUGUUAUGAACAUGAACAGUGAGUGGAGGUUCUACGGAAACUCGACUAAGCGGAGUUAUGAGAGAUCUACUCUCUGCAGUAAUCUCGACACUGCACUGAUCAUCAAGCCAGGCGGCUCGUUUUCCGAAGCAAAUGAAUAUUGUAUCGGCAUUGGUGGCCAUCUGUCGGAGCCAGCAGUGAUAGAUCAGAAGUUACUUUCACUGUCGAUCAGUGUCAACAAUUCCUGUGUAGCUUGGGACAACACAAUCUCAUGGUUAACGCACACUCUAACUGAUCCUAACAUCGAAACAAAGUUCUGCGAAGCCCUGGAUAAAGAAGGAAAAAUUACCUUCAUAACUUGUGUCCGACGACUGACCUGUACUCUUUGCAUCGCACCUACGGAACGCUUCACUCUCUAUGGACACUCCGGAGAAUACUUCGAUUACGUUUACUACCUGCACGCUGGGGAGAAUGGGGACCCUCGAUGGCAAGGAGUUCGUAAGUCAGUAAUAAGUCGAGUUAAUGAUUUGUGGACUUUGAGUUCAAGCGAGCACACAGUCAAACUAUUCGCAAACGCUGCAUCACUGCCAAUCGGACGCACUGUCUGGACUUGGAGCGACAAACUGCCAGGUCAGACAGACGAAAUUCUGCUGGCAUUCACAGUUUGUCGCACAUCAGAGUUCAGUUGUGAUGACGGUCAGUGUAUCCCGAUACAGAAGCGCUGUGACGAUAUUCUAAAUUGCCGGGACUCAUCGGACGAGAAAAGCUGUUCAGUUAUCAAAACUCCUAAGAACUAUGACGCAGUCUACAUUCCACCCUUGAGGACAGGCGAGGCCUCACCAGCAGCUUUGGGAUAUCACGUGGACGUGUACAACCUGGGAAGAGUCACAACAGAUGAAGGAAGGGCGAAGAUUGAUAUGGGACUCACAAUGACAUGGUUUGACCCAAGAAUCGACUUUAGUAAUUUGAAGCCUAUCCAGAAAAACUAUUUCCAGUGCCCGAUAGUUUGGCUUCCGCGGGUGCGAGCCAUAACAGGAUAUGGCGACGGGUCUGUCUUGGAUAUCAACACAUACGAGAAUUUCUGUUACGUUUAUUCCGACGAACAGGACGAAAUUAGGGCCCUGCAAGAUCCACUUAUGGGCUACAUGUCACCUGGAAACAAAUACUCUAUCAAAUAUUACGUCGGGAUGCUGGCCGACCUUCCUUGUGAAUUUGACUUCGUUCGGUACCCAUUUGACGCGCAGACCUGUAACGUUUCGAUCAUGAUCAUGAAUGCUCAGAAUGAAAGGUACUUCAACAAGAGUACCCAGGGCGUCGUUGUGCCUUACCUCAAUCAGAAAGUUAUCUUGCUGGAAUACCUACUGCUGAACAUCACAACCGAAGUGAGCUACAACCUACGGGGCAGUGACAACAACACAUUCUUCGUUAUAACUCUUCACUUCAGACGCCUCUAUGGAUACCACAUCAUGAACAGCUUCUUCCCAAGUCUUCUCAUGGCACUUGUUUCCUACUCUACUUUUUACUUUCAGCUCGAUGACUUCACGAACCGCAUCAUGGUGUCGCUGACCGCUCAGCUGGUGUUGGCAGCCCUGUUUACCUCCACCACCGCCUCAUCUGUCAAAACACCUUAUCUGAAAAUGAUCGACGUGUGGUACGCUUGCAUCAUUGCAUAUUGUUUCCUCAUCGUCAUAGCUCAGGUCAUUGUGGACGCAGUACGUAACAAAGUAGAGUCUGAUCACCAAAACGCUGCAGCGGAAGCGCAAAAAUCAAAACAGGAGUCAACGGUAGUGAAUAUUCCGGCUGCUAAGAAGACCAUAGCACAGCAGUUGACUGUGGAGCUCCGCCUCGACUUCGUGGAAAGGGUGAACAAAGUCCUUAAAGGCUUGAGCUUAGGCCUGCUAGUAUUUUUUGUGUUUGUCUACAGCGUUAUUGCUUCCGGCUAUUACUAGAAACAAGUUCAAAUUACGUAAAGAAGCAGAUGUCUGCUGAACAUUUAGAUUCUUUAACUACGUUUUGCAAGCCACCGACUUCGUACUAGAACGGAAAUGGCGAGAACUUUACGGUUGACGACUUGGACCUCAUCAAGGAUUAAACUUCUUACCCUGCCCCGGAACGUCACAUGGCCGUCAAAUACUUCCAAAAAGCACAAUAGAACACCUACACAACCUGACGCAU
Molecule: messenger RNA, 2866 nt
Organism: Hyalella azteca
Lineage: Eukaryota; Metazoa; Arthropoda; Malacostraca; Amphipoda; Hyalellidae
Exons: 8
Coding region: 1-2640 (879 amino acids)
Biological process (GO): regulation of membrane potential; nervous system process; chemical synaptic transmission
Cellular component (GO): membrane; synapse; neuron projection
Molecular function (GO): protein binding; chloride channel activity; neurotransmitter receptor activity
Source: RefSeq, a predicted model, not a curated record